AUUCCAAAAAAAUGGAAGAUUUUUGGAAGCGCGCCAAGUCCUUCGCUGAAGAAGCGGCGAGGAAAUCUCAAACCAUAACAACGCCGAACAAAAUCGCCGAUCUAGUCGCCGGAACCGCCAAGAAGUCCAGGGAGCUUGCCCUUGAAGCCUCCAAGAAAGCCGAUGAAUUCAAAACUGCGGCUCUCCGGCAAGCCGAUCAAAUCCAAUUCCAGAGCCUCUCCAAGUCCAUUUCCGAUGUUAUCCCCCCUCAACUCUCCUCCCUCUCCGUUGCCGCCCCCGGUUCGUAUUUCUCGGAUCCUCCACCGAUAUACGAUUCGGAGCUCCGGAAGUUUGGUCUCACUGAUGAUUGA
Hibiscus syriacus is the source of this 350-nucleotide messenger RNA. RefSeq lists its product as uncharacterized. NCBI's taxonomy places the organism in Eukaryota, Viridiplantae, Streptophyta, Magnoliopsida, Malvales, Malvaceae. The transcript has a single exon. The coding region runs from base 12 to 350 and encodes 112 amino acids. The record is from RefSeq and is a predicted model, not a curated record.